AUGGCGGUCCUCGAUCGGCUCCGGCUGCUCAUCCUGGCUACCCGGCCGAUGUAUUCGAUGCUGGUGCCUUCCACGUACUUCCUGGGCAUCACGUCUUCCGGCACAUAUCCACAAGCUAUCCCGGCAGCUCUACUUGCUAUCGGGCUCCUGUUUCCUUUCUCUCUAAUCCUCUUCGGCGUAAAUGAUGCAUAUGAUCAUGAUACAGAUAUACUAAACCCGCGCAAGGAGGAAUCAUGGGUGGAUGGUACGCAUUUGCAAAAGGCGGACCAAAAACUCAUACUCUUUGCAGCCAAAGUGUCUACCGUCCUUGUCCUUCUUCUCGCAAUACCCGCCUCGAUUCAAUCCCCCCAGGUGUUGGGAUAUAUGAUAUUAUCCCUUUUCAUUGCUUGGACGUACUCGGCGCCGCCGCUCCGGUUGAAAGAACGGCCAAUUAUGGAUUCGUUAUCUAACGGUGUGAUUUGCUUCUUGAUAUGGGCAUGCGGCUAUACCGCUGCUGGUAACAAAGACCUAGCACAUCACGCUAGCGACAUCCUUCGAAACGGGUUGUUUAUUUUCUUUGCUGGUCUUGCUUUUCAUAGCCAGUUUGCUGCUUUGGAUCUAGAGGCAGAUGCUGCCGCAAACCAACGGACAGUAGCCACGGUACUUGGAGAAAGACUUACCACGGCCUUUUCGGUGAUCAGCUUGUAA
Arthroderma uncinatum is the source of this 687-nucleotide messenger RNA. RefSeq names its product prenyltransferase. The transcript has 2 exons. The record is from RefSeq and is a predicted model, not a curated record. NCBI's taxonomy places the organism in Eukaryota, Fungi, Ascomycota, Eurotiomycetes, Onygenales, Arthrodermataceae. Gene Ontology annotation, molecular function: transferase activity, transferring alkyl or aryl (other than methyl) groups. The coding region runs from base 1 to 687 and encodes 228 amino acids. Gene Ontology annotation, cellular component: membrane.